UUGUCAACAUUGUUUACAAUUUAUAAAUACCCUUGAAAACGAAUUUCUGCCCUCACUCGGCCACAAUCCAAACGAAUUCUCUCCAUCCUUGAAGAGUAGUUGGUGUCUCAACGGUUGAGAGGGGAGUUUGUUUGGAUGUUAGGGUUUUCUCACUCUAAAAUUUCUUGAUACAAAAGCAAAGUGAAAUUAGAUGUUCACGACUCUUGUAUUCUCUAAUGCAUAAAUUCCUUCAUAAACAAGCUCGGACCAAUCCAUAUUCAGCCUCAUGUUGAGCUCUUGCUCUCACUCUCUUCUUCAACGCCCCAUCCUACUCCCCUUCUCCUCUCGAAUUAGGGUUUCAACCCCUCGUAGUACCUCACUGUCACUCAAACGCAGCUCUCGGGUCUCUCAAUCUCCUUCCCAGUCUUCAAAGAACAAAUGGAAAAUAUCCUGCUUUAGGGAGGAAGAAUUUUCUUCUGGAGCCCCAGAGCCAGACUUUCUGGGAGAUGUUUCAGAAGAAAAUUUAGCAAAGCAAGAAUUUAAUAAACCAAGUGACACAGAGAGAGACUGGCUUUCACGUCUUCGAGAGGCUUUAGAUUCAUCGUUUAAAGCGAUUGGAAAACCGUGGGCUGUGCCAUGGACAGCUGAGACCAUACUGCAGGUUAUGUUCCUUUGGAUUGCCUCAUUCUGGUUUCUGGGAUCUUGGGUGAUUCCAUUUGGAGCCCAUGUUGUGGGUUUCAGCAAGGAAUCUCUAACAUAUAGAGGGCAGGCCUUAUACAGCCUUCUGACUGAUGUAAUUGAAGGUGUUGCUGGUAUUGCAAUUCUUCAUCGUUGCCUUUCUCGGUUUCAUCCCCUUCCGUCUGGUUGGUUUAGAUUUAGAAUGAGAGGGAACUGGCUGUUUGAUGUUGCUCUCGGAUGCCUUAUGUUUCCAUUGGUCAACCGGCUGUCACAGUUCAACCUUGACCUAUUGCCUCUUUUGCCUUCUACCCCCAUCACUCAAUCAAGUGUCGAGCAAUCAAUUGCGGUGCGGGAUCCGGUGGCAAUGGCAUUGUAUGCACUGGUAGUUUCAGCGUGCGCUCCCGUGUGGGAGGAGAUUGUCUUUCGAGGUUUCCUUCUUCCCUCCUUAACCAAGUACAUGCCUGUAUGGUGCUCAAUCCUUGUUAGUUCAGUUGCCUUUGCUCUAGCACAUUUCAAUAUACAGAGGAUGCUACCGUUAAUUUUUCUAGGGAUAGUGAUGGGUGUAAUUUUUGCACGAUCGAGGAACCUAUUGCCCUCGAUACUCUUGCACAGUCUCUGGAAUGGCUUCGUUUUUCUGGAUUUGAUGAAAUAGAAUUAUUGCUUUGUACUUCACAUACAAUGACUUGUGUUGAUCUUCCUGUUGGGAAACAUGCUAGUUUUAAAAACUUAUUGAGGGAUUUUAAUUCA
Molecule: messenger RNA, 1404 nt
Organism: Cornus florida
Lineage: Eukaryota; Viridiplantae; Streptophyta; Magnoliopsida; Cornales; Cornaceae
Exons: 4
Coding region: 266-1309 (347 amino acids)
Biological process (GO): CAAX-box protein processing
Cellular component (GO): membrane
Molecular function (GO): metalloendopeptidase activity
Source: RefSeq, a predicted model, not a curated record